Messenger RNA from Dermatophagoides pteronyssinus (European house dust mite), 2355 nucleotides. RefSeq lists its product as uncharacterized. Gene Ontology annotation, cellular component: SAGA complex. NCBI's taxonomy places the organism in Eukaryota, Metazoa, Arthropoda, Arachnida, Sarcoptiformes, Pyroglyphidae. Gene Ontology annotation, molecular function: transcription coregulator activity. The record is from RefSeq and is a predicted model, not a curated record. Gene Ontology annotation, biological process: regulation of transcription by RNA polymerase II.
UUAUCAUUUUUUUUCAAUCAUCAUUUGUAAUCUUUUGUUGAUGGCCAUCAUCAUUAAUAAUAAUAAUCUUAUUGGAAAGAAUAAAUAAUGUCUUUGAUCAUAUUUAAUCGAAUGAUGAAUCAAAUACCGGCCAAUAAAGCCUGUGAAACUGAAGAAGAAGUUGAUGAUGAAAAUUAUAAUUUUAAUAAUGCAGAUGUUGAUUCCAAAUCAUAUCUGGUCAAUUUGUACAAGAAUCUGAAAAAUUGCAACUAUUUUCUUAAUAGUUUAAUCGUUAAUGAACAAUUGGACUAUGUUGUGAUAUCAUUGUUUAAAAAUCAUCAAUUCAGUUUCGGCAUCAAAUUAUUCGAUUCUGAUACAGUAUUCGAACGUGUACAUUUUACUUGUGAAGAUAAUCAUAUUAUUGAUUAUAUUGAUAAUGAAGAACUGCCACCAAAAUUAAUAGAUGUGAUAGAAAUGUUUGAUUUUAAAAAUAUCUAUUAUAAUGGUUGUAUUAUAUCGGAAAUACGUGAUUAUCGUCAAUCAUCAACAGAUUUUUUUAAUUCAUAUUUUAUAUUACUUAAACCAACCAGUUUAAGUCUUUAUAAUGAUGUUAAAAAAAUUAUUGGUUUAACAAAUAAAACCUAUUCAUGGACAAAUACUGCUCGACUGAAAUUAGAAUCCAAAUUAAUAUAUUUAACAUCACCAAAACUUUGUCUUGAUCCUAAUCCUUGUAUUGGUAUUUUAUCGAAAAAAUUAUCAAGGAAAAAAUUAAUUUUUGGUAAUAAAUUAUUUUUAAGAUUGCCAAGAAAAAGACUCAAAUCAAUUAUUGCACGUGAUCAAUCAAAAGAAUUUCGUUUACUUAAUUUUUUAAAAAUAAAAAAACCAUUAUCAUCAUCAUUUAUUAUACCGAAAAUGAAACCAAAUCCUAUUGCUAUUGAAAGUCAAAUGAAAAUAAUGCAAACAGAAUAUAAAGAUGUUGAAAAAUUGGCUAAACAAUUAACCGAACCGAAAGAUUGUCAAUCAAAUGAAUUGAUUAAAACAGAAGAAUAUCGUAUGGAAUUUCUUGAUACGACCGGUACAAUUAUAACGUUAACCAUAUUUCGUCGACCUUAUGAUGAUGUUUAUUUUGGUAAUAUUGUUAAUGUGAAGAAUGGUGAUUCAAAAUCGGCACCAAACUUUUAUCUGGGUACAAAAGAAAUGAAACGUCGUUAUAUUGAACAAUUUAUUGAAACAUUUUCGGAAAAUGGAAAAAAAUUGAUUAAAAUUACUCAAAGAAUCGGUAAUGAAGAGCCUAAAGUAAAACAUACUCAAGCUGUAGAGAUGUAUCUAUUACGACAACAACAACAACAACAACAACAGAAUUCUGCAAAAUUAAAAAUCGAACAACAACAAUCUAUAACGAUGAAAAACGGAUCGAAUAUUCAACAACAACAUCAGGCUCCCAAACCGACCAUCAUUUUGAAUUCAUUAAUCAAUAAUCAUCAAAUUCAUAGUACAAAUGCUCCAAGUGAUAAUAUAGUCACGACAACCGCAGCAUCAACAUCAUUAUCAUCUUCAUCAUCAUCAUCUUCAUUAGCCAUAAAUAAUACCUCAACGCCAAUGACGAAAUUAACUCCGAAUCAAAUUGUGAUAAAACAUUCAAAUUUAAAAUUAAUUCAAGCAGCUAAUUCAAAUGUUAUCAAUAAAGAAGUGAUCAAUAAUAACAAUAAUCAUUCGACAUCUAUGAUUUCCUUGAAUACAACUACGAAUAAUAAUAAUCAAUCAACAGUUCAACAAUCACAACAACAACAGCCUGUUUUGUUGAAUGUAAACACAACAACAGCAGCCGGUUCAUAUCAAAAUGGAACACAACAACAACAAAUACCUAUUCGUAUACCACUUUCAUUUUCAUUACAACAAUUAAAAUCUGGACAAAUUGCUUUGGUUCCAAAUACAAGUCUAACGAAUCAAACAUCAUCAUCAUCAACAAUAACAACAGGUACUGCUGGUCCGGUAGCUACUGUUGCUAAUAUUCAAAUGACUAAUAAUAAUAAUAAUAAUUCACAAAAUGUUCCGGUCACAUUUACAAAUGAUGUUAAUAUCAAUCAUCAUCAUCAUCAUCAUAAUCAAGAUCAUUCACAACAAAAUCAAAACAAUGGAAUUCAAUCAAAUAAUAAUGGUAAUAAUAAUAUAACAACCUAUUUGCCAACCAAUGUUAAUUUUAUUCUACAAGGAAAUCAAGUUUUUACUGGUAAAAUUGGUUGAAAAAAAAAACAUUAACAUGAAAUGAUAACAUAGAAAUUAGUUAGAAAUUGAAUCAUAUUCAUUCAAUCAAUUUGGGUUUGUUUUUUUUGGUGUGCGUGUGUGUUUGUCAAUAGGGUAAAAGAUCUUAUCGUG